GCCGCUCCGUCCACACACCCAUCGCAUCGUCGUCUCAUCUAUCUCCACCUCUGGCACGACUCAGUGCGCCAUGUCCGCGCCUGAGCAGCAGCCGGCCGAGGCGUCGGCGGCGUCGGCGUCGUCGGAUGCUGCGGCCGCUGCGGCUGCCGAGGCGGCGGCCGCGUCAACGUGGAGCAGCGGCGGCAGCAUUGCGCCCGGCUCGACGCCCCUCGCGUCGCCCGACGAGAAGCAGCGCAACAUGGCCGGCAUGUACCCGCAGCUCGAGGGCAUGCUGCGCGGCGCCGCGCUGUGAGUGGGCCGCGAAUGACUGGCGAGAGACGCUGCUCACGGGGUGCGGCACGGCAGCAUGCAUGAGAACUUCAGCAGCUCAGAGGAGAGCGAGAGUGACUCGGAGAGCG
Tilletiopsis washingtonensis is the source of this 398-nucleotide messenger RNA. RefSeq lists its product as hypothetical. NCBI's taxonomy places the organism in Eukaryota, Fungi, Basidiomycota, Exobasidiomycetes, Entylomatales. The record is from RefSeq and is a predicted model, not a curated record. The transcript has a single exon. Bases 71 to 292 code for a protein of 73 amino acids.